Mercenaria mercenaria is the source of this 5125-nucleotide messenger RNA. Its product is annotated as inactive pancreatic lipase-related protein 1-like. NCBI's taxonomy places the organism in Eukaryota, Metazoa, Mollusca, Bivalvia, Venerida, Veneridae. Gene Ontology annotation, biological process: lipid metabolic process. The coding region runs from base 147 to 1223 and encodes 358 amino acids. The record is from RefSeq and is a predicted model, not a curated record. The transcript has 6 exons. Gene Ontology annotation, molecular function: triacylglycerol lipase activity.
UACCACUUACACAUACACCUUAGGGAACUCCACUCGUACAUCUAGGGGAACUUCAGAGAAACAAGUCGGGCGGGCAAGAAAUUGACAUUUUUAUUAGAAUGCAGUGUGUUUGUAAUUAACUGAAUCUGGAAAUUUUGAAACUAUCAAUGGAUUCGAUAAUUGUAAGGAUCACUGUGUUUUGCCUCUUCUUUUCACUCGCAAGGGGCUGGCUGUUCUCGCGCAUGUCAAAUGAAGUAUGUUAUGGAAAAUUGGGAUGUUUCUCCAAAGAAUAUCCGUUUACCAAUGCAAAAGGUAUGUUGCCACGCCCACCUAAAGUUAUUGGAACUAAGUUUCUCCUCUUCACACGAAACUCCACACAGGAAUAUGAGGAGCUGGUUCUUACAGACCGGCAAAAGAAGUGCGCCUGGAAAUCGUUGUGCAAGCUCAAGCAAAUUAAAGUGAUUAUUCAUGGAUACAUGGAUUCUGUAGAAAAACAAUGGGUGAAGGACAUGGUUGGAGCAUUGUUGAAACAUGAUGAUUAUAAUGUCAUCUUCGUGGAUUGGCGUAAAGGUGCAUGGGAGAUUAAUUAUUUACGAGCAGUGGCUAACACGAGAGUUGUAGGUGCUCAAGUGGCGCAGCUUCUUAAAGUUUUGAGAAAGGUGUACGAUAUCGACCCAGUGAACGUGCACAUUAUCGGACACAGCCUUGGUGCACACACUGCCGGAUAUGUAGGGGAACACAUGGAAAACAUUGGCAGAAUCACAGGACUAGACCCAGCCGGACCAUCAUUUGAGAAGACUGACCCGAGGGUGCGUUUAGACCGAACUGACGCGCUUUUCGUAGACGUCAUUCAUACAGAUGCCGAACAUCUAUUUAGUCUAGCAGGUUUUGGUUUGAAACAGCAGAUUGGUACAGUAGAUUUCUAUCCAAACGGUGGGAAAGAUCAACCCGGAUGCCCUACAACCUACUUUGCACAAAUGAGUUUGCUGUUCUCUGGGAAUUUUCAAUUCGUCAACAACUUUGCAUGCAGCCAUCUCCGUGCCCUCGAGUUUUUCACAGAAUCCAUCAACAGCGAGUGCCAAUUUAACGCAUACCCGUGUGAAAUUAUCAACAACAAAGCGUCGAAUCAGUGCAAGUCAUGCAAAACCGGAUGUGGAAUCAUGGGACUUCAUACAAACACUUCAAUGAUUCCGGGAAUAUAUUUCUUGGAAACAAAUUCCAGUGAGCCAUAUUGUAAGAAAUAGGGUCAUAUGCACCUUUGUUAACUUUGAAGUUAACUAUAUACGGAAGCGUAGAAGGGACCUUAGAUUUUUUUCCGCAUAAGCACGAGAUAUUUUUUCAAACAUCAAUUUUCUCCACGAGAGAACUGAAAGAAAAUAUAUAAUGAUAAUUAUUUGGAGUACAGAUGCUAAAGAAUUAUAUCAAGAAGGCGUUGCCCGAAUGAUAUCGACAAUGAUUUUAUAUUCAAAAGCAAACAGCAGUUACAGAUAUAUUAUUUCGAGUCAGACACGUUAUGAUGAUUAUCAAGGAUUACUAUGUACAUCCUUGACGACAUCCAUAAAAUUUUUGCCAGUUUUGCUUGGAUUUCUUUUCCAGCGCAUCGCUUUGACGUUAGACGCUAUGACGCAAUAAUUGGGACAUACAAACGGUGCAUAAUAACACACAUUUACCGUCUUCUUUGUUUAAUUGCAAAUUAACUCGAUCGUGUUAAAAUUGAUAUUUCUCGCUGUGAGAAUUACACAAGCGAUUUCAAUGUAAUAGUCCUGUUCAAUAAGGGUUGUUAUCUCCCCUGAUUUAUUACUCCCCUUGUGAACUCUUCAGUGCUAAAAGAUAAGAUCAGCAUACAUUCAAAAUAUUGGGGAGUAAAAACAUGAUUAACCGAAUAGGCUUAUGAAACAAAUUGCUGAUAACAAUCUGUUGACAGAAAUUGAAUAUUUAUCAUGUUUAUAUAAUAAUUGAUAAAAGUGUAAACAGCAUGUCAUCUGGUCUAAUCUUGCAUUAUCAAUUAUGUGAGAAAUUCUGUUACUUUGACUGCAAUAUUAAAUAAUUGAAAUCAUGAGUGUCCUAAUAUCCUAGUUUUAUGCAGGAUCUGAAAGAAAAUUCUAAGCCUUACUGAUUUUAUUCGAAACAAAAUUUCAUUAAAUACAUGUAUAGCUGAUAUUGAGAAAGACCAUUUUUAAAGAAGUUGAAAUAAAUGCCAAACAUUGUUAAAAAGUGAAGCGAGUGCGGAUUUCCUCUUAAAUUUUCAGAAGUAUUACAGACUUACAGAGCGGAUACUUGAUUGUUUCAGUUUAAAAUUAAAAUAUUUUUCACAGAUUGGAACAUCAUAUGUAAUAUUUCUACGAGUGGGCAACCACAAGAGAGCAUGUAAAUUCUGGUGUCCACAUGUGAAUUAAAUUUCACCUGAAAGUAUGAAUAAGUCGCUUUGACAAAAUGUAAAGUUAUUAGAAAUAAUUAAAGGUACGACAGUUUUCAUGUGUAUAUAUAUGUGUAAAUAUUUUGUUGAUUCACUGAAUAAAUGCUUUAGAUGUUAAAUUUAAGAAAUAGAGUAUGUUUGUUAUCAAAGUUUUUUUAACAAUGAAAAAUAUGCCCCUUCGCACACCCUGCUGUCAUUAAAGAAAUUGUUCAACAGGAUUAAAAAUUGUUAAUAUGCAGGAAGACCUUUGUUCCCUAAAGUGAACCUGGUUAAAGCAAUCAGUUUCCAGUGUUCAAUUCCAUGAUAGUUUGAACCUCAUUUAAACAGCCACAUUUAUCACUUUGACCUAAAGACAUACUAUCCUUAAGUUACUUAUCCGAAUGUAGAUAUAUAUUUUAAACCAGUCACUACCUUUGAACUUUGAACAUCUAGUAAGUUUAGAAAAGGAUUUAGUCCUGCUCGCCAAAACAUUUUUAGACAGUAGCAUUUUAAGUGGUAGGUAGCAGGAGGGGAAACAAAGUUUUAUUUCAUAGUGGAAUAUUAAUUUCAGCGAUUGUUUUCCUUCUUUAUAUAGAUACUCCUUUUCAGACAGCUAAUAUACUGAUCAUGAGCUUACCCUCCAGUCAUUAUGCCAUCUCAGUGAUAUUGAAAUUACUCGAUUUGACGAUUGUUUGGUUUUGUUUUAAAAAGUUAAAAACUAUUACAUGUACAAGAAUUCUCUCGAUUUCACGAAAAAAGUCAGCUAGUUGUGAAAAAAAAUAUAUUAAAGGAAAAUAAUAUGUCAUAUUGUGUUCGGCGAAAUAUUUUAUCUAUUUAAGGGACGGAAUAGCUCUUCUUGAUUAGUAUGUAGGUAAGUUCCAUUUUAGGACGAAGAAGCUGCUAAAAUAAACUAAAAAUACCCACUACUUUAUGACAUUUAAUUAUUCACAUAGAAAUAGUUCAAAAGUUAGACAGUUAAGUAUUUAGUAACAAGUCACUGAAACAUUGUUUACAGAAAGACAUAAUGAAAUUUAACAUUUACAUGUUAGUGGUUGUUGACAAGUAUUCAGUCUUUUUCAACUUUAAUACAAAGCUUUCCCCCGUUAUACACGCUCUGAAAACAACUCUUAAAUGAAUGCUACUUUGUAGAAUGAAAUUAAUUUUGGCAGCAUUUCAUUCCAAACACAAAUUAGAUCCUUUCAACAGAAUUUCCCUUCAAAGUCUAUACAAAGAAGUCUUGUGCUCAGGUAUUUUCUCUCCAAGAGGAGUACAAAUUUAAAAAGUUCUAAUUGUCGUUGUUUGUAGCGUUGAUCGUCCUCGAUAUGUAUUUCACAAAGUGGCCUCAUACCUAAUUUAACAAGUCCUUUAGUACGUUUUAUUAAUUGUGGCCUAUUUCCUGGCACAUGUGUACCUCUAUCUCUUCAAUAAACCCUCAAUUCACGCACUGAAUGUUUGUCAAAGUCAAUCGAUUCAUCAAUUCCUUCGUUCGUCGCCAUUUUCUGAUUUUAUUUGCUCACCGGAAGUAGUUUUUAUCAAGAACGACAACUCACGCAAGGAAGUAACAACCUUAUUGAACAGGACUAUACAAGUAUUUCAUCCAUUUAGUCAAGAACAUCAAACAAAUGUAUAUGAGCCGCACCAUGAGAAAACCAACAUAGUGCAUUUGCGACCAGCAUGGAUCCAGACCAGCCUGCGCAUCCGCGCAGUCUGGUCAGGAUCCAUGCUGUUCGCUUUAAAACCUAUUGCAAUUACAGAAACCGUUAGCGAACAGCAUGGAUCCUGACCAGACUGUGCGGAUGCACAGGCUGGUCUGGAUCCAUGCUGGUCGCAAAUGCACUAUGUUGGUUUUCUCAUGGUGCGGCUCAUAUUAUAUUGUUCAUUCACUGAAUAUUCUAACAAUGUUAUGUUUAUUCAAGUAAUGUCAGCUUAGCAGAGUGAACUAUUGCCAAACAGUAGAUCAAUUACUUUAAUAAUUUUCUGCUCGUUGUUGUAAUCAACGAUAAAGAAAUGAUGUUAAGAAAGUUUUAUCUUAUUUAAGCAUUGUAGGUAUCUGAAGGAGCAGAAUAUUGACGUUUUAAUGCAUUUUAUGUUAAGUGUAUUUUGAUGUGUUUCUAUCAAAUUCCUUUUCGGAACAAUUACACACCAGUAAAAGAAUUUUAAAAUUAUUUGAAUGAAUUAUGUCAAUGACAAUUUGAGAAAUAUUUCAUAACGCUGGCAACUUUCCAAAUAUUUUUCCAAAAUCAUUUAGUUUCAACAGAGUUUUUGCAAUCUUUUUAUGUUUUAACUGUUAGACCAGUCUCACUUUAGACAUAUGUCCUUGUAAAGUCGCUUUUUUUUCAGCUCCGUGCUUCUGCUGCAUGAUCAUACCUGGAUUUUGAGGUUCUGACUAGAUGGGACAGGAAAUGAACUGGAACCGGUUGUUCGAAACUUUAACAGGCGAUUAAGCUAACGGUUGAUUAACUUUUAUGGUUAUUUUUCGGCAUUUCAGAAGACUUUGAAAAACAAAUGUAUAGGGUAAGAAUUUAGAACACUGGAAAAUCUUUACAAUAAAAUCAAAACAUCAUACUAGUGUGUCCCACCAAGUCUAGUAUUUUGAAUCAAAAUUUAACUGGAGAUUAGUUUAACAGCCGGUUAAAGUUUCGAACAACCGGACCCAGGUCUUGGGGAUGAGUCUAAUUUUCAUUGAUUAGAUAAAUGAACUUAAGACGUUUGUAAAUAAAGUGUUUGCAAUGACAGAAAUAAUGAAAAGUA